Messenger RNA from Camellia sinensis, 390 nucleotides. Lineage: Eukaryota; Viridiplantae; Streptophyta; Magnoliopsida; Ericales; Theaceae. The record is from RefSeq and is a predicted model, not a curated record.
GAGCUGCGAUGGUCGAUGAUGACCUGCGAGACAGUAAAGAAGGGGGACACUAUUUUUGUGGGGCAGUAUCUCUUCACGGGAAUUGAAACCACCUCUGUAUGGCUGGAGGUUUUGGAGAUAAGGGGCCCAGAUAUCAUAUGUCUAGUCAAGAACAGCGCAUCCCUUGUAGGAUUUGUUUUUACCAUGCAUGUUUCCCAAGUCCAUAUUGAUUUGCCUACUUUAACAGACGUUGAUAGACAGGCUAUAUCAAAUUGGGGGACUCGUAACAAAGUUGACUUCAUUUCACUUGCAUAUACACGACAUGUAGAAGAUGUUCGAGAGGUCAGUUUAUUUUUUAUUGUCUUUAUUGUUCUUGACAUUAUUCUUGUUUCUUAGGCUUUGGCAUCAUUU